AUGAACAUCGCAGAACAUGUCCGCCGAGCCUUCUCGGACAAGUCUGUUGCUAUCCCUUCCAACGACGGGUUCUUUGGCCCUGGUUAUAACGGCGAUUUCGACUUCACCAUUCUCUUCGAAAACGUGUUUUUCAGCCUCACCCCUUCUGUCAUUGCUCUCUUGUUGUGUGUCAUAUCGCUCUUCACUGAUCGUGGCAGGCCGACAAUUGCAAAGAGGGGUAUCCUGCUCUGGGCAAAGUUGGUAUCUAUUGGUGUCAUUUUCGUCGUCGAGAUUGCCAAGGCGGUGAUCUGGAGUGGCUACCAGGCUAGCCAACAAGACACAACAGCCGCGUUGACUGAAACCACAAUUGUGGCCUCAAUCUUGUCUCCAAUUGCUACCAUAGCCUUGGGGUACCUGCUUUACUCUGAUCACGUCCAUACCUUUCGCCCAUCUUCACUCCUCAGCAUCUACUGUACCCUCUCUACUGUAGUGGAGAUUAUACGGUCCCGGACCUUCCUUCUUCGCCCAUCCCUGAAUGUCGUCGGUGGUUUGUCCCUUGUGAUUGCUAUUUUCAAGGUGGUAAUAGUCGUCUUGCAAGAGAUUCCGAAACCAUUAAAACAAGAUGACGCAGAUGAAAAGCUGGCGCAAGAUGCGGUCGCUGGCUUUUGGAACCGCACCUUUGUGAUUUGGAUCAAUUCCACUCUUUUCAUAGGCUUUCGCCGAAGUCUAUCCAUGAAUGACUUGGGAAGCCUUGGCCCCGACUUCUCAUCACAUAGUCUGGUGCAGAAAUUCGAGCGCAUAUGGGAAGCAUCUGCAAAGAACAAGCCGCAUGCAUUGACCAAAGCAUGUUAUCGCGCCCUAUUUUGGCCAUUUGUUCUGACCGCACUGCCUCGUUUGUCGUACACAGCACUUACAUUUGCGGCUGCCUUUUUGCUGCAGGCUCUUUUACAGUACCUUGGCACCGAUAACCCAUCUGAUGAUGAACGUAAAAGAUUGAUAGCGGCGACGUUUAUCACAUAUUUGGGGAGAUCAGUGUCCACCACAAUGUACAGCUAUCUGGCGAAUUUCACUGCAACCCGCCUCCGUGGUAUGAUCGUGGGACAAAUCCUUAAGAAAAACCUUCGCCUCGCGGCUACGACCGCAGCAGAAGCAGCAGCUUUGACACAUAUUAGUGCCGACAUUGAAGGAAUCCUUGACAGUAUCCGGAUGGUCCACGAUCUCUGGAUAGGUCUACUAGAGCUCGCUGUAGGCCUUUACAUUUUAUCGACUAUCGUCGGAAAGGCCUUCUUUUUACCUCUGGUCCCAAUUAUAAUAUCAACUUUCAUUGGUUGGUAUGUUGGCAAACGCAUGGGCCCGGCUACCAUGGGUUGGAAUCAGGCAAUUCAAGACCGAAUCUCUACCAUCUCUGCUAUUAUGGGGCAGAUAACUGGUAUCAAGAUGAUUGGACUGGAGCAGAUCAUUGUCGACUUUAUUCAAGGUCUCCGCAAGUUUGAGAUUGAAAAGUCGAAGAUCGCGCGCAAGAUUCGAAUUAUUAUGAUCACAUUUUUGCCGAUCAACUAUUGGUUUACGCCGCUUGUACUCGUUAUUGGUGGCCGAUACUGGACUAUUUGGAAAGAUGGACUCGAACCUGUCUCUGUCUUCACCGCCUUUGCCUUCGUCUCAUUUCUUGGGGAUCCUGUGAAUGCGUUAUUCAAUCUGUGGCCAGAUGUCAACGCGCUUUUAGCGUCAUUCACCCGCAUUCAAAUAUUCCUCAACCUUCCAGAAGCCGAAGAUCCGCGACAACUUCGCAACUUUGCGACGCGAACAUCCCUUGAGGAGACCAGCAAGAAACCGGUUAAUGACUUGGUUCAAGCGGCAAAGGAGCGAUGUAUCUCGCUUCUAGAUGUUUCCAUCAACUCAAUUGAAAACGAUUCGGUUGUUUUGAAGAACGUCAAUCUUUCGGUUUCGCUCAAUACUUUAACCAUCAUUAUCGGUGCUGUUAGAAGUGGUAAAUCGACUUUACUUAAAGCUUUCAUCGGCGAGGCUAUGCCUUCGUCGGGAAAGAUUCAGGUUUUGACCAAAGACAUUGCUUAUUGUGGACAGUCGACUUGGCUACCAAAUAUCACAAUCCGUCAAGCUAUAAUAGGUCUGACUGAUUUUGAUGAAGAGCGCUUCCAAACUGUCAUAAGAGCAUGCGCCCUUGAACAUGAUAUUCAACAAAUGGAAGGCGGUGACAGUCAUAUGACUGGUCAAAACGGGUCUAAACUCAGUGGUGGGCAAAGGCAGCGCCUCUGCCUCGCUAGAGCUAUUUACUCCUUAUCCCCCAUCGUUGUUUGCGAUGACAUUUUGAGCUCAUUGGAUGCUGUAACCUCUAAGUGCGUCUUUGAGGGCGUGUUUGGUCCCGAAGGGUUCCUUCAGCAGCAGGGCCGAACAGCUAUCCUCGCUACACAUGCAACUGAAUGGCUUCCAUUUGCUCACCAGGCUAUUAUGUUGCAAAACUUUGAAGCGCGUUCUUAUACUACCCCGGAAGAGAUCCAGAACUUAUCCCGAACUGUAGCAACGAUCGACGCGCCAUCAGUGAGCGUCGCCGAUGUCAACCAACCAGUGGAAGAUAACAAUAACCUCAUUCGCGUAAAAGAAGAGGUGCAAAACCCUGCAAGCCCAAUGGAUUCAUCACUGUAUCGUUUCUACUUCCAGGAUGUCAGCCCGUGGAUGUUUGCCUUGUUUUUAGCCCUCAUUCUUUCGGUUGGCACGUUGGAAAAGUUCCCUGAUGUUUAUAUGAGAAUCUGGAUCGAAAAAGACCCAACUAGCACGAGCUAUGUUUGGGGAAUGUUUGGAUUGAGUUGCCUGGCUAUGGUUAUCAACGGUGCAGCUGCAUGGCUAUACCAAAUUGUCAUGAUCCCAAAAGCUGCAUCUAAAAUGCAUCUCAUAUAUAUCAAAGCAGUUAUGCGAGCCACCCUCCCCUACCUUACAUCAACAAACAAUGGGUCCCUGUUGAAUCGAUUUGGUCAAGACAUGAGCUUGUUGGCGAAGGAAAUGCCUAUGGCACUUUAUAGCGUGUCUUAUAUGACUGCUAUUCUCCUUACGACAGUCGGAAUGAUUGUGAGCGGAACAAAGUACGCAUUUGUUUUCCUCCCUUUCAUCGCCUUCAUUCUCUUGGUUCUCCAAGCAUUCUACCUACGCACUUCACGUCAAAUGCGAUUGCUUGAUCUUGAGGCUAAAACGCCACUUUACACCAAGAUUUCCGAAACUUGUUCGGGGAUCGAGCAUAUCCGCACCUUCGGGUGGGAAGAUCAUGUAAUUGAUGAGAGUCUCGAGCUACUUGAUUACUCACAAAAGUCCUUCUACUAUAUGUAUAGCAUUCAACGAUGGCUUCUACUGGUAUUGGAUUUGACUGGCACUGUCAUCGCAACCAUUCUCGUGGCUAUUGCGCUGCAGUGGACGCAUACCACAUCUCAGCCUAGCUUAGGACUAAGUCUCUUGGGUAUGCUGAACUUCAGUGGGAUUGCUCAACGCAUGGUUCUUGUUUGGACUAAUCUAGAGACAUCACUUGGUUCUAUUACACGCCUCAAAACGUUUGUCAAAGACACCCCGAAAGAGGAAGAUGGCCCGGACACAAAACCAGCACCUGAUCUUUGGCCAGCUGCAGGCUCGGUGGAGUUUCAUCACGUCAGUUCGUCAUACAGCGCUGGUGGAGAGCCCAUCAUGGCUCUGGAGAAUAUCAACAUUACCAUCAACGCAGGAGAGAAAGUCGUUGUGACUGGUAGAACUGGCAGUGGAAAAAGUAGUUUUAUGCUGACGAUUCUAAACUUUCUUCACCUCACUGGUACCGUCUCUAUUGAUGGCAUUGACAUCUCCAAGGUUCCUCGUGAGCAGCUCCGUCGCGCUAUCACAACAUUGCCACAAGAUCCUGUUAUUAUCCCGGGGACGCUGCGUCAAAACUUACUGCCCUUUGAGCCUUGCAUGGAACGCCUAGUAGCGCCCCGAGCUGAAGAAAAGGGGAAAGAACCAAUCGUGGAAGACGAAGAGCCGGUUGACAUCGAUGACUUGGAUGAGGUGCAAGUCAACGACAACGCGGGCAAUGUAAUCGAGGUUGAUGAGGGAGGCAUUUUACACGACGGCGCUGUUUAUCAAGUUUUGAAAGAUCUUGGCCUGGAAGACUACGUCCUAGAACGGGGAGGGUUGGAUGUCGAGAUUAAACUCAUGGAGUUUUCAGCUGGUCAGAAGCAGCUCGUAGCCAUUGCUCGAGCUAUGCUGCAUCGACUCAAAUAUAGAACCAAGAUAGUUCUGAUGGAUGAGCUGACCAGUAGCUUGGACUAUGACACCGACCGCCGAGUUCAGAGAGCUUUGAAGAUUGCAUUCAGCAAAUGCACUCGCAUCAUCAUAUCUCACCGAAGUACAGGGCUGGAAGAUUGCGACAGAAUCUUGACCCUCAAAGAUGGCUGGCUCACUGGUCAGCGGGAAAUUGAAAGAGAUACCUCUGAUGACUACGAUAGCCCUUUCGACGAGAAUGAAAGGGAAGCAAUGAGGCAAACUGCCGCGAACGUACAGAGAGCCGCGCAGUCCGAACCUCUGCAGGCAAUUCCUCUUAGCUGGAUGGGUGCAGAUGACGCUAAGCGAUGGCUUGAAGAAACAGAGACAGAAACCUCGGGAGUUGAUGGUUCCGAUGCAAAUAGACCCGAUGUUAUACAUCGACGUCAUAUUAAAGCAUCAAUCAAGGCACUUCGAAGAGCUAAGCAGGAGAGAGAUGGGACAAGAAGCCGCAAAUCAACCGACUCCCAAGCCGGCAGCCAGCGAACAGUUAAAUCCAGCGCAAGCAGACGAUCCAACGCGUCUGGUUCUUCCAAUGUCACGGCACAAGCACCAAAUACUAGUGACGAAGUUGGCGAAGGUUCUCAGAGCAGGCAGAUAGCCAGCCAAGAUCCUGUUGUAGGAGAUUCCAGUGAGGCAAUCAAGCCGGAGCAUGCGGAUGGCAGGUCAGACGCGGAGUAG
Molecule: messenger RNA, 4950 nt
Organism: [Torrubiella] hemipterigena
Lineage: Eukaryota; Fungi; Ascomycota; Sordariomycetes; Hypocreales; Clavicipitaceae
Source: the annotation of a GenBank genome assembly